GUGUUUUUUUUCUUUUUCCUUGUCCUUUUCUUAUGUAAAAACUGUUACAAAAUAUGUGGAGUGCCUGCUACAAGUGGAUAAAAGGCAACAGCACUUGAAUGAAAAGUCUGACUAAAAAUUACAUUAUUAAUAUAUCUCAACCUAGAAGUAGUCUAUCUGGGAGCAGUUGAAAGAUGGAUUCCAGUGUUCCCCUGUUCCUUCGCUAUCUGUUCCUGGUCCAAACCCCACUGUACAUGCAUGGAGUGGAGGUGUCUGUCACACUCCUGGCUUCACUGCUGCAGGAGAUAGGCUGGGAGAUUCUCCAUCCCUUACAGAGGCAAUGGGAGCUGUUGACUGCUCUGUGCUGGGCUAUUUCCAGGGACUGGGGAGAGCUGACCAAGUGGCUGCUUCAUUCAGGAAGGAGGUGUAGAUUCUGAGUGGAGCCCCUGAAUACACAGCUAUGUUAUCUACAAAGGAGCUGGCAGGCCGCAUCUCUUGCAGCAGGGAUGAAAUGGUCCAAGAUAUUUGGAUCAAUGCUGCUUGCUGUAAUGAAUGAAGCCUUGUAUGGAGGGGAUCUAGUCUGUCAUCUCUGCCCUUUUUGUGCUUGUUUUCCUAUGAAGUACAGGUAAAUUCACGUUGUUUCUGCUACCCGAUGUUUGAUAGAAGUACGAGAAGAAAAACGACCUAUUUUCCAGGUUUAAAGGAAAGUAAAUGAAACUGUCCUCAGGGCAGCAGAAGCAAAGACUUUUGUGUCAAGCUGUAGUGUUGUGGGCAGGACUGCCAGGCUGCUAAAGGCUCUUCAGACCUGGCAGCCUUUCCCAGGGACUGCUCAUCUUUUAACAGCAUUUUUGGUUUGUUUUUUUUUUGUUAGUUUUUUUUGGGUGAUUGGUUGGGUUUUUUUCAAGUGUCCACAAUGAUUGCAGCCUCUCUCAGACCAAGGGAUCUCUUAGAACUUACUGGCUUGUUUCUGCAGUAUUUGACAAGAUCCCCUUUUGCAUGUGAGAAUAAAGAAGUCUGAGUGAAGGUCACUGAGGCACUUCUGCUAUAUACUUCAUGAAAUAUUUUGAACUGGGCAUGUCCAGUUAGCGAAGGCUCAGGUUGGGGAGUUAUGCUUUUGUUUGGUCACUCCUAACUCACUUUUAUUGCUAAUUUGAGUAGAAGCUGGUGCAGAAUAGACAAACUGUUGGUGGAGUGAGUGUCCUGAAAUGCUGGCUAUCCAGUCUGCUCCUGUCAUAGGACACCAUUAGAAGCAUCACAGCAGGUCUGUUGACCUUUGGUUCUAUGUCCUCCUGCAUCUAAACCAUGUCCUCCAGCAUAGUUAGGGGAUCUUUUUGCUUGCUGCAUCCUGGGGUGAACACCCUGUGAUUAUACAGUGUUAGGUGGGCAGUGGUGUGCUGUGCAGUAAUUGAGAGCAGCUUUCAAAUCCGGUUUUGCUUGUGAAUUAAAUGGGUGCUUUCACUGAGUGAGAAUUGAAUCAGCACAUCUGAAAGCUGUAGAAGUUGUCUCCUUCCAUUGAGAAAGCAAAAGUGGCUUGUGGAAGCGUGUGUAUUUGGGAAUAGUGAAUCUGGGCUGGACCCCCAAGUUACAUGUGGUUUUUGGGUUUUUUUAAUAGUACACUGUGUUGGAUGUAUUCCAAAGAUCCUGCUUGUGUUAUGGGCUUAAGUUAAGACUUGCUUGACCCAAGCAUAGAAGGGAUGCUCAGCAAGAAAUAGGCAGGCAGUGCAGAAGAACAGAGCUUUACUUGCAGGGCCUGAAUAUAAUAAAUGACAACAUUUGGACUGUCCUCAGCACUGCUCAACCAAACAUACAAGGGGCUGAGUUAAUCUUCCAGUAAGAGUACAAACUUAUAAUAUAUCUCAAGGGAGGUAUUAAACUUUUGUCUGCAGUUUUGACGCUUAGGGAGAUCUUCAGAGAAGUUUAUAAGCACUAGAGAAGGUACAUCCUGUCUCUGUAAACUUGACUUUUUCCAGGUUUUUGGGCUCACCUUUACUGCUGCACUGAUAAGUACAGGUCUUCAUUUGACUCCUGCCGUUAUCCAUUAAUUCUUUUUCUCCAGUUAGAGAUUUUUCUUAAGGUCUCAGUGACCAGUUUCUGUUGGUAUGGUUAGAGCUGUUCUGCUGAAGUUAGCUGUGUGCUGUAGACUUGGCUACUGGACACUGGAAUUAAAGUGUCUCUAAGCUCUUGUCUAAGGGUGGUUUUUUACUGUCAUGCAUCUCCAGGUAGGCAACUUUCUCCAUCCAGCACAAAUACCUCGCUUCCUUCAGCCCCUUGCCUUGCAUUUGGUUCUCUGCACCUGUGUCAUUUAUUCUAGGUCCCGAUCUGCUCUGAAAUCCCAACAAGGCUCAUUUUACCAAGGAAAUGCAACCACAGUCUCUCCAGCACUUGCAGCACCUAGCGAGGGUAUGUGCUCAGCAGUGCCAGCAUCUCAAGGAGGAGAAGGCUGUGAGCAGCCCGCAUUUGGGAUGUGCAGCAAGGGACCCCCAUCUUGAGGGGCCAGAUCAGCACUCCACCACAGAGCCAGUGCUUCAGGGACAAGGAGAAUGUACCAGUUAAAAUUGUCCCAUCAGACCCAGUGGCAGCCGUAAAGCCCAGCCAUGUCCUCAGGAAGCUACCAGCCACUGGUGUAAUGGGGAAGAAACAGAAGAAAAGAUGCGAAUGUGCUCACAUGUAAAGACUUUUUGACAAAGAUCUGGGCAAGUUCUUGGUGCUUCUGGGCUCUUCAGAAUGAAGGACAGUCGGCCCAAUAUGUCAAGACCUCUGAUCACUAGAUCCCCUGCAUCUCCAUUGAACAAUCAAGGCAUCCCCACUCCAGCGCAGCUCACAAAAUCCAACGCACCAGUUCACAUUGAUGUGGGUGGGCACAUGUAUACCAGCAGCUUGGCCACGCUUACAAAAUAUCCCGAUUCCAGAAUUGGCCGGCUUUUUGAUGGCACAGAGCCCAUUGUCCUCGACAGUCUCAAGCAGCAUUAUUUCAUUGACAGAGACGGGCAGAUGUUCAGAUAUAUCUUGAAUUUCUUAAGGACAUCGAAACUCCUCAUUCCUGAUGAUUUCAAGGACUACAGUUUGUUAUAUGAAGAAGCGAAGUAUUUCCAGCUUCAGCCCAUGCUGGGAGAAAUGGAAAGGUGGAAACAGGACCGGGAGAGUGGCCGCUUCACAAAGUCUUGUGAGUGCCUGGUGGUGCGGGUUGCCCCAGAUCUUGGAGAGAGGAUUACACUGAGUGGCGAUAAGUCAUUGAUAGAAGAAGUGUUUCCAGAAAUCGGUGAUGUGAUGUGUAAUUCUGUCAACGCCGGCUGGAAUCACGACUCAACGCACGUCAUCCGAUUUCCACUGAACGGAUACUGUCACCUCAACUCAGUUCAGGUACUUGAGAGGUUACAGCAAAGAGGGUUUGAGAUUGUUGGCUCAUGUGGAGGUGGGGUGGACUCUUCCCAAUUCAGUGAAUACGUACUGAGACGAGAACUCAGAAGGACAUCUCGUGCACCCUCUGUCAUUCGAAUAAAGCAAGAGCCUCUGGACUGAAAUGGACAUGUUUCUUUAUGCAGAAAAAAAAAAAAAAGAAGAAAGCAAAGAGGAAAACAAAAGGGGACAUUUCAUGUGCAGUUUGGACUCCAAACAAGUCCUGGAACUAAAAUUGAAUAAAAGACGCAUUUAUAUCGAAUAUAGAGACCACACCUGAAUUCAUAUGGGAACACUUGGAAUAGUAGUGAUAAUAAUAACCUCAAGAUAUAAAAGAAAACACACACACAUAAAAAAUAUGUAUGUAUAUGUAUGUCUGUACAUAUAUAUAUGUAUGUAUAUGUCAAGGGGUAGGAAAUGCAAUGAAAAAAAAGUGGUAGAUGAGGUUGGUGCUGUGAUGGCCAUUAAGUGUCCUAGGCCCUACCCGGGCCCACUUAACGGUGUACAAGCCAUUGCCAUGGGGGGGUUCAUAGACUACUCUUCACCCAUUUUCCAUUGCCAAACAGCCAUCCACUUUUUAAUGUGUACACACCUUGAUUCAACUUUAUUUGCAUAUGGAGGUUUAUGUCUGUCUUUUUUAGAAGUGGUUGGGCAGGUGUUCAGGAGAUGACCAUCCAUGGCAUUGGAAAGCUUGUCAACUGAAUUUUAAAUGUAGUUUGUACAGAAGUCGCACACUUUUUGUCUGCCCUCACAGAUGUGAAAGGUUAACUUUUCUUUUGAAUUAGUUUUUUUUGUUGUUUUUGUUUUGUGUUUUUCAAAGGGGGCCAGAAUAAUUAAUAUUUGGUAGAGAUGCUCUGGUUUGAAUCUGCUGCUUUCCUACAAUUUUUUCAGAUUUUAUAAUGUAUUAAAUACAAUAAACUCCUGUUUAAAAGAACAA
Messenger RNA from Chiroxiphia lanceolata (lance-tailed manakin), 4312 nucleotides. It is a transcript of the gene KCTD1, whose product is annotated as potassium channel tetramerization domain containing 1. The coding region runs from base 2704 to 3498 and encodes 264 amino acids. Gene Ontology annotation, cellular component: nucleus. The transcript has 6 exons. The record is from RefSeq and is a predicted model, not a curated record. Gene Ontology annotation, biological process: negative regulation of DNA-templated transcription; protein homooligomerization. Gene Ontology annotation, molecular function: transcription corepressor activity; transcription factor binding. Lineage: Eukaryota; Metazoa; Chordata; Aves; Passeriformes; Pipridae.